AUGAUUUCUAUAAUAGCUGGUGGUCUAACUCUAUUGGCUCUUUACUUGUUAGUCGAUAACAUAAAAUCUUUCCUAUUGAAACGGAAGUUUAACUGUAGAAAUGCAUAUUAUGUUAAUGAUGGUUGGUUCGGUUUCAAGACAUUUUUACUGCUUUUACAAAACGAUCGAAAUGGUACUUCUAGUGAAAACCAAAUCAACAAUUUCGAAACCGUCCAAAAAGAUACUUUUCAAAUUCGAAUGCUUGGUUCCAAAAAAAUUGUUACUAGAGAUCCAGAGAAUAUAAAGGCAAUGCUUUCAACUCAAUUUGAUCACUUUGGUAUAGGUCAUAGAUAUGGACAACUCAAACCACUUUUAGGAGAAGGCAUCUUUACAGUGUCGGGAGAAAAAUGGAAACACUCAAGAGCUAUGCUUAGACCUCAAUUUACAAGAGAACAGAUUAGUCAUGUGCAAAUGUUGGAGCCUCAUAUCCAAAAUUUGAAGAAGCACAUUAUGCAAAACAGUGGAAAUCCUUUUGAUAUACAAGAAUUACUUUUGAAAUUUACAAUUGAUACUUCGUCUGAUUUUUUAUAUGGUGAAAGUUGUAAUUCCUUGUUGGAAGAUGGGUCAGGGUUGAAUGGGGGGGUUAAAUUUAAAUCAAACUUCCAUAAGUCUUUUGACUACGUUGGAAAGUUUCUUCGAUACCGUGCCAUUGCCAAUGGUUUCUAUUUCUUGGUUGAUAAUUCUAAGUUCAGAGACUCAAUUAAAUCCAUACACCACUUUGCCGAUUACUAUGUGAAGAAAGCAUUGGAAAUGCCGCCUGAAGAACUUGAAAAGGCCACUAAAAAUAAGUUCAAUUUAUUAUUUGAAUUGGUAAAAGAAACAAGAGACCCCAAAGUUCUUCGCGAUCUGACUUUGAAUAUUUUGUUAGCCGGUAGAAGUACAACUGCUGCAUUGAUAUCUUUUUGUCUUUAUCAACUAGCUCGCAAUCCUGAUAUCUGGUUGAAACUAAGAACAGAAAUCAAAAAUAGUUUUGGUUCAGAUGAAGAAGGUGACUCGAGAAUUCAGGAUAUUACAUUUGAAAGCUUAAAAAAAUGUGAAUACUUACGCGCUGUUAUAAAUGAAACUUUGCGGUUGCACCCUUCAGCACCUAAUAAUUAUCGGAUGGCAACUAGAGAUACCACUUUACCAAGAGGUGGAGGCAAAGAUGAACAGUCACCUUUACUUGUUCGGAAGGGUGAAAUUGUACUCUACUCGGCCAUUGCGAUGCAUAAUAAUUCAAAGAUAUACGGUGAGAGUUUCCGUGAAUUUAAGCCCGACCGUUGGUUCACCAAUGAUGCAAAACAUUGGGGUUGGAGUUACUUGCCAUUCAAUGGAGGUCCUCGUGUCUGUUUAGGUCAACAAUUUGCACUAACGGAAGCUAGCUAUGUGAUUGCAAGGAUUUGUAUGAUGUUUUCCCAAAUCGAAUCAUUUGAAAGCAGAUACCCUCCACUUACAGAAUUGUAUUUGGUUAUGUUUAUUAAAAAUCACAAUAAUAUUGUUUUGAGGAUCUAG
Lizanozyma spartinae is the source of this 1530-nucleotide messenger RNA. RefSeq names its product cytochrome P450 (gene DIT2). Gene Ontology annotation, molecular function: heme binding; oxidoreductase activity, acting on paired donors, with incorporation or reduction of molecular oxygen, reduced flavin or flavoprotein as one donor, and incorporation of one atom of oxygen; iron ion binding. The transcript has a single exon. NCBI's taxonomy places the organism in Eukaryota, Fungi, Ascomycota, Pichiomycetes, Serinales, Debaryomycetaceae. The record is from RefSeq and is a predicted model, not a curated record. The coding region runs from base 1 to 1530 and encodes 509 amino acids.